GUCAAAAUGAAGAUCGGACUUUGCGCCUACAGUGGAUACAAGAUCUAUCCUGGCCAUGGAAAGACCAUGGUUAAGGUGGACGGAAAGAAUUUCACAUUCUUGAACUCCAAAUGUGAAGCUGCUCACUUGAUGAGGAGGAAUCCCCGUAAAGUGACAUGGACUGUCCUAUACAGGCGCAAGUUCAAGAAGGGUCAGGAGGAGGAGCAGGCCAAGAAGCGAACCCGCAGGACACAGAAGUACCAGCGAGCCAUCGUUGGUGCCUCGCUCAGUGACAUCAUGGCCAAGAGGAACAUGAAGCCCGAGGUCAGGAAGGCACAGAGGGAACAGGCCAUCAAGCAAGCCAAGGAACAGAAGAAGAGCACAAAGGCCAGCAAGAAGACCACAGCUCCCCCCACCAAGGCGAAGGCCGCCCCCAAGGCCAAGGCCGCUAAAGUGAGUCAGAAGGCCGCCCCCAGGGUUGGAGGAAAGCGAUAAACCUCUACAAUAAAUAUUGGCUAAGGCA
Messenger RNA from Plutella xylostella (diamondback moth), 502 nucleotides. RefSeq names its product ribosomal protein L24 (gene RpL24). The record is from RefSeq and is marked provisional. Gene Ontology annotation, biological process: cytoplasmic translation. Gene Ontology annotation, cellular component: cytosolic large ribosomal subunit. Gene Ontology annotation, molecular function: mRNA binding; structural constituent of ribosome. Lineage: Eukaryota; Metazoa; Arthropoda; Insecta; Lepidoptera; Plutellidae.